Messenger RNA from Phragmites australis (common reed), 570 nucleotides. RefSeq lists its product as uncharacterized. Bases 28 to 450 code for a protein of 140 amino acids. NCBI's taxonomy places the organism in Eukaryota, Viridiplantae, Streptophyta, Magnoliopsida, Poales, Poaceae. The record is from RefSeq and is a predicted model, not a curated record. The transcript is spliced from 4 exons.
GAGCAUGAUCUUGAUGGGGAAGUGGUUAUGAGGGCGGGAGGAGGCAAGAAACAUGGCCGGUUCUGGAUUGGCGACGGCACACUCGAUACGGCCACCACUCCCUCUCUCUCUCAGCUUAGAGCUCAGAGCACGAGCUCAGGUCCGGGUAUACGUCCUCACCCAGAGCCUACACGGAUUGCGAUGAACGAAAUCCAGGCCCAGCUGGAUGAAGAAAGGAGGCUCCGGCACGAAUUAGAGAGAUCGUUCGAGGAGAGGAUGGCGGCAGAACGAUCCCAGUGGUAUGCGAUGAUGACGCCCCUUUAUGCUGCAAUGGGCCAAACUCCGCCACCGAUGCCAACCCCUUCUCGUCCACUUGCUCCACAGGCUCCACACACUCCUUAUCCAUCAGAGGGAUCGAAUACGCCUGGAGCUGGAGGUUCGCACAUUGGUACUCCACCUCACUUUGGUUAAGGUGGUAAUCAAGUGUGGAGUCUGUUACGGCCUGCAACAUUUUCUUUUUGUUUGGACUAUAUUUUGCUAUCUUGUCGUGACAAUUUGUGAUGUUUGUGUCACUUGCGAUGUUUAUGCGAC